Messenger RNA from Protopolystoma xenopodis, 1191 nucleotides. NCBI's taxonomy places the organism in Eukaryota, Metazoa, Platyhelminthes, Monogenea, Polystomatidea, Polystomatidae. The record is from the annotation of a GenBank genome assembly.
AUGGUGCCGAAUGGGUUGGAGUCAAGCCAUUCAGAACAGUUAGCAACUUUCAACUUUCCGCUGGCUGGCCUGUCUCUCCUUCUUGCUGGCUUUGUGCUGCCAGUCAAUAGCCUGACUUGCUUGGUGCUUGCACGUAGCCGUCGACAGCCGUCCACCACUGAUGCCUAUAUUUUAUUACUUGCAGCUUGUGGUUGCUUAGCCAGCCUAAGCCAGCCAGUUAGACUGGUUGGUUCGGUGGCCACCUCAUCAGUUAAUGUUACCUGCUGGCUGUCAGGCCUGAUGCUAGAAGUUAGUCUUGCAAUAAAUGGAAUAGCUGUGGCAUGCAUGACAUUCGACGGUUACCAGACUGUGGUAACGCCAUUGCGGCCAGGCGCUCAAUGUGCUCAGCCCACUCUUCUUGUUGCAAUUAUUCUUGCUGGCAGUCUACUUGCCGGACCGAUGGCUUUUUUCUAUUCUAUUAUACAAAAAAGACUCCAACCGCUAUCUAAUAGUAACGAAACAGCCAUGGUGAGACCUACCAGCGCAUGGUCCAUUUGUCAGCUGGUUGGGGUCCAUGGCAAUGCUUUGGAUACUUACCUAGCCCUUGAGAGCCUGCUCACUCUUCUGGUGCCGGCGGUGAUUGCUAUUGCCAGUUUAGUCUGCACGAGCAGAUUUAUCUGGAAUUUGAAGGGCGAAUCAUGUGGUCAGACAUUAUGUCCAAGACUGCGCUUGCAAAGAACAGUUAAUAUGGUCUCACGAAGGAAAAUCAAAGGAUUUCUUAUCCAUUUAAGCCUGGCAGUAGUGGACGGAUUCGGGUUGGCCUGUGCUCAUACUCUCCAAAUCUACAUGGCUAUAGAAUAUACGAAGGCAGGUCAAAAUGAAGUCAACAAUCUGGAAGUAGAAAACGAGAAGAGUAUGGAUUUACUCAGCUUGAGGACAGCUGUCUACCUAGCGGACAAUAUUUUUAGAUUCGCUUGCUGUCUUCGGCUGAAUGCCAAUUUCCGCCGGGCCUAUUGUGAGGUGGCAGUCUGCUUGAGAACUGGCUAUCGUAGUGAGCCCUAUGCUGUGACUCGUGGAGUCAUGCUGAGUAAGAGGAAUCACGUUGGAACCAUGAACUUUGUUAAUCUAACAUGCGAAGUCCCUAAGCCAACCUGGAGCAUAGAGAACGACUAUGGCAGAGCGAUGAGGAUGGAGAUAUCGGAGAGGAAAUGA